Messenger RNA from Brassica napus (rape), 1984 nucleotides. RefSeq lists its product as uncharacterized. Bases 396 to 1847 code for a protein of 483 amino acids. Gene Ontology annotation, molecular function: DNA-binding transcription factor activity; DNA binding. Lineage: Eukaryota; Viridiplantae; Streptophyta; Magnoliopsida; Brassicales; Brassicaceae. The transcript has 7 exons. The record is from RefSeq and is a predicted model, not a curated record.
AUUUCUUGGCUUCUUCUAACUUUAAUUUAUAACAGUUUUGUCAUUCUCUGAAACGAGUCCGUAACCCCCCACCCCUCCCCAUUAAAAUUAUGGUCUCGACUUUUUUGAUCUUCUUGAAGGGUACAAUUAGAUAACUCAUCUGCGAUGUCAAAGAUGACAAGCCAAUCAUUUCUUAAUGGUCACUUAAUUUUGUACCAUAACCCUGAGUUACAGUUCAUUGAACCUUGUCUUUUUGGGAUUUAUAAAAGUUGCUUUAAUUUUUUGUUUUCUUCUUCAAUGCAUGGUAUAGCUUGAUUUUUUAUUCACUCUGACUUGAAAACAAAUCAAAACCAAAGGAGAAAAAACAGAGAAGUUGAUAGAGAUUUAUAAUAGCUCGUUAAUUAAAAGUUUUUGAGAUGAGUUCCCAAGAGCAGAAGAAGAAAGAAAAAGGAAAGGAAAUUGUCACUUCCGAAGAAAACCCUACCACUUCCGAAGUCUCCAUGUAUUUCAGUGAGCAGGGAAUAGCAGCUCUCCUAGAAGCUAAUAAGAAAGAUAAUGCUGAGAAAGUUGGUACACAACAAAAGAAGAGUUCAUCUUCAAAAAUCAAGCCUUGCAUUUUCUAUACUUCAGAUGAAAAGGCGAGACUGCGGUGGUCAAGCGACCUUCAUGCUUGCUUUGUCAAAGCUGUUGAGAAACUUGGUGGACCGGAUAAGGCAACACCAAAAGCUGUCAAAGAUACAAUGGAAGUUGAAGGAAUUGCACUUCACCAUGUUAAGAGUCAUCUUCAGAAGUUUAGACUUGGAAGAUGUAACAUACGGGAUGAAACAGAUCAAUAUCAUAAACGUUACAGAACUGGUCGACGCUUUUUUAAAGCACAUGCUGCAUCAAAUUCACCUCGCCCACAAGUAAACAUAAGACCUAAAGUUAUGGGAGAUGUGAAGCCAAAGAAGGCAAAAGAAGACCAUGGAUCACUUUACAUGCGUAUAGAGCACGAUCUAAAUUUACAAAGAUGUCGCGAAGCAGAAAGAAUGCAAAUGGCUUUUGAAAUAGAACAUAACCGUAAAAUGUUGGAGGCGCAAUAUUUACAAGCAGGCAAGGCUCCAUCAAUAACCAGUCAACACAGAAACUAUAUUUCGACAACAACUCAACGGCCAUCAUCACAAGUAUUAGAUCAGUGGUUAGCAGACCACUACUCCGGAAGACAGACCAGUGAUUCACAACAACCAACUACUAUGAUUCCACAAACUACCACUUGUCUGCCCAUGUUCCCUCUGGAGACAAAGACUACAUUUUCAAAGUACGAUCCACAACAUGUGAAUACCUCAACUCAAGAAAAGCGACAAUUUAACAACAGUCUCAACUACAACAUGACUCAAGGUUUCAUCAAUCCGUAUGUGACUACUGAGCCCCAAUCCAUGCCUGGCUCAUCCACUGUCACCACUCAGCCAGAACUUCAGCUCAACGAUGAUUGUCUCAUUCACGACUUAUAUCGCAAUCCAAGUUUCCUACCAACCUCAGUACCACAAACAGUUGAUUCUCUUCAUCAGGUUAUAUCCAACAUCACAUCUCCAUUAUCGACGGCACCACAACCAAUACAAACAUAUGCUCCAAACCAUACUUAUAAUUAUCCUGAAUACAAUACUCUUGAAAGGGUUAAAGCCCAGCUCAGUGCAUUACAAUACUCAAGCACAAGCCGCAUUCAAGCAACGCCUUUUUGUGAAACCAACUUAUCGUCUUCUGUCACAAGGGAUGAUGAGGAAGAUCCAGUAGAUAUGUAUAUUGACUGGGGUAAAUAUGAAGAAGUGGAUAUUGAUGAACUUGAUCCAGUUGAAGCACUCUUGGCUUUAGGUUUUUCAGUAAGUCCUUAACCUUAAUAUUUAAAACUCUCAGUACGUUUCUCCCCAAAACGUUAAAAACAAAAAAUAAAACUCUCAGUACUGUUGUAAUUUAUACGUUGAUCAUAAUAAGCCUGUAUUAUAGAGUCAGAGAACUUGAUUUACCUUUA